ACGAAUAUAUCUCGGUUAACCAGUUUAAUACGAUCUUUCUGAACUUCAUCAUCGCAAGUUUGUUGUUGCACUGCAUCACAUAUACCGAAAUAAUGAAUUUGAUCGAAUAUAUAGGAUGUUUUAUAGCAUUUUUGAUAUUCUUAUAUUGGUAUACAACAGCGACAUUUAAAUUUUGGAUUGAACGUGGUGUAGCUGGUCCAGAACCAACAGCAUUUAUUGGUAAUUUUCGUGAUGUACUAUUUAGUAAAAUAUCACUCGGUGAAUGGCUUGCUAAAUAUUACCAUGAAUUUCCAAAUGAACCGAUGGUGGGUGUAUUUGUACGGCGAACACCACUUUUGAUACUUAGAGAUUUAGAUUUAAUAAAAGAUGUAUUUAUACGUGAUUUUUCAAAAUUUCAUGAUCGUGGAUUAAAAACAUUUGAACAUGCGGAUCCUUUGUCACAAAAUUUAAUAAAAUUGGAGCAUGCGAGAUGGCGCCCACUGAGAAAUAAAUUGUCACCGGCAUUUACAUCCGGCAAAUUAAAAGAAAUGUUUUAUUUACUUCGUGAUUGUGGUAAUUAUUUUCAAGAUUACUUAGAAAAAACCGUUGCUAAGGAUGAACCUAUUGAAGUACGUGAUCUUACAGCGCGGUUUACAACAGACGUUAUUGGAACUUGUGUAUUUGGUGUACAAAUGAAUGCUAUGAGCGAUGAUAAUAGUGACUUUCGUCGUAUGGGAAAAUAUGUGUUUAAAGUGAACUCAUUUAAAUUAUUUCGGUUUCGUGUACGUGAAUUAUUUCCGGCUGUUUAUAAAAUUAUUGGACCUGCUAUGAAGGAUAAAAUGGUUGUUGACUUUUUUAUGAACACUAUGAAGGAUGCUAUCGCGCAUAGACGUAAAUACAAUGUUGUAAAACAUGAUUUCAUUGAUCAAAUAAUGGAACUACAAGACAAUCCGGAUAAAAUUGAAAUUAAAUUAACUGAUGAACUAUUAACGUCACAGUUAUUUGUUUUCUUUUUGGCGGGAUUUGAAACUUCGUCGACGACAAUGAGUAAUGCGCUUUAUGAACUGGCGUUGCAUCAAAAUGUACAGGAUAAGUUAAGAGCUGAAAUUUUGGAUACGUUGAAAGCGUGUAAUGGUGAAAUUACUUAUGACAUCAUUAAGUCUAUGAAAUAUAUGGAUAUGGUAUUUAGAGAAUCCUUGAGACUCUAUCCACCAGCGACGUUAUUAGUGAGACGUGCUAACUGUAAUUACACCUUCUCUGGUACAAAUGUUACGAUACCAACAGAUAUGAAGGUAAUGGUACCAGUUCUAGCGAUUCAUCGCGAUCCUCAUAUUUAUCCAAAUCCAGAAGUCUUUGAUCCCGAGCGAUGGACACCAGAGGGCAGAGCUUCAAGACAUCCAUUGACUUGGCUGCCUUUUGGUACCGGACCAAGAAGUUGUAUUGGAGCAAGAUUUUCUAAUCAUCAAUCAAAAGUGGGUUUAAUUAAAAUUCUUGAAAAAUACCGUGUUGAUGUAUGUGAAAAAACAGACAUACCUUAUAAAAUUCAUCCAACUGGAUUUUUAUUAGCGCCAUUAAAUGGAAUCUAUUUUGUUGUGUUAAUUAAAAAAAUAAAAAUGUUAUUAGAAUUAACAUUAAUAAUUGUAUCAAUAAUAAUAUUUUAUUAUUAUUAUACAAAUAAUUGGAACUUUUGGUCAUCGCGUAACGUGAAUGGACCAAAACCUUCAAUACCUUUUGGAACUGUCAGUGACAUCAUGACCGGAAAACAUAAUUUUGGAACAUACCUCCAACAAAUUUAUAUGGAAUACAAAAAUGAUAAAUUGGUGGGAAUUUAUCAGUUACGUAAUCCAGUUGUGGUACUAAAUGAUUUAAAUUUAAUAAAAGAUGUUUUGAUAAAAGAUUUUAGUAAAUUUGUUGAUCGCGGGCAAACGAUAAAUGAAUCUCAUGAUCCUUUGUCAGUUCAUUUGUUUAAUUUAGAACCAAAGAGAUGGCGGUUACUGCGUUCGAAAUUGUCCCCGAUAUUUACAUCGGGAAAAUUAAAAGACAUGUUUUAUUUAUUACUUGAGUGUGCUGAUCAGAUGGAAAGUUAUUUAGAUAAAUUUGAAAAUCAAAUUGUUGAUAUGCGUGACAUCCCCGCCCGUUAUGCGACAGAUGUUAUCGGUGUUUGUGCUUUUGGGCUUCAAGCGAAUGCACUUGCGGAGGAUGACAGUUUGUUUCGUAAAAUGGGCAAGAGAAUUUUUGAAUUAAAUUUUAAAAAUGUUGGCAGGGGUAUUUUGGCUAAUUUCACCCCCGGGCUUUUUAAAAUAGUGGGUUAUUUUUUUCGAGAUAAAGAAAUGGUUGAUUUCUUUGUUGGUAUUACCAAGGACACGAUGGAUUAUCGCAAGAAAAAUGGUAUCGUGAGACAUGACUUUAUCGAUUUAUUAAUGGCAUUGAAGAAUCAACCGAAUAAAGUUGGUGAUAUUGAACUAACAGAUAAAUUAUUAGCAGCCCAAUUAUUUGUAUUUUUCGCUGCCGGUUUCGAAACAUCAUCAACAACGAUCGGUAACGCACUUUACGAAUUAGCUCGCAAUAAAUCGAUCCAGGAAAAGUUAAGACAAGAAAUUCGCAACGAAUUAAUUCAAACAAAUGGAAAAUUAACUUAUGACAAUAUCAAAAAUAUGAAGUAUCUAGAUAAAGUGAUAAAAGAAACUUUACGAAAAUACCCACCGCUGCCAUUUUUGACCCGCUGUUCAAUUGAUUCCUACAAAUUUACAGACACCGACGUGACAAUUCCCGCAAAUACUGAUGUCUGGAUUCCAAUAUACGGAAUCCAAAGUGAUCCUCAGUACUUUCCAAACCCAAAUCAAUUUGAUCCCGAGCGGUUUAGUGAGCAAGAAAUUAAGAAACGACAUGAAAUGACUUUUCUGUCGUUUGGAGACGGCCCGCGUAAUUGCAUCGGCGCACGUUUCGGAACUAUGCAAUCAAAAGUAGGAUUGAUAACAGUUCUGCGCAAUCAUACUGUUGAUAUUUGUGAUAAGACAGAUUUAAAUUAUGAGCUGAAUCGCCGAGGAUUUUUGUUGGUACCCAAAAAUGGAAUUUUUUUAAAUAUUAAAAAAUCUCCUUAAUAAUUUUAUAGAAUUUUAUUUAUGAAGGUAUAAGUCUAACUAAAUCAAUUUAAAGUGAAAAUGAGAACGACACUCCAGUCAAAAAAUUGUGCUUACGUGAAAAAUCCACUAUUAUUUUAGCGGUCUCGUUCUACCCGUCAUUCCCUUAUAAAAAUAUAUAA
Messenger RNA from Microplitis demolitor, 3241 nucleotides. RefSeq lists its product as uncharacterized. Gene Ontology annotation, molecular function: oxidoreductase activity, acting on paired donors, with incorporation or reduction of molecular oxygen; monooxygenase activity; heme binding. The record is from RefSeq and is a predicted model, not a curated record. The transcript is spliced from 7 exons. Bases 93 to 3080 code for a protein of 995 amino acids. NCBI's taxonomy places the organism in Eukaryota, Metazoa, Arthropoda, Insecta, Hymenoptera, Braconidae.